Molecule: messenger RNA, 829 nt
Organism: Vavraia culicis subsp. floridensis
Lineage: Eukaryota; Fungi; Microsporidia; Pleistophoridae
Exons: 1
Coding region: 1-729 (242 amino acids)
Biological process (GO): protein ubiquitination
Molecular function (GO): ubiquitin protein ligase activity
Source: RefSeq, a predicted model, not a curated record
AUGCCGCACCACACGAUUUACUACUGUCACGCAUGCGGCAGCCGCACCGUGCCACACAAUGACCUGUGCGCGUUUUGUGACAGUGAAUUUAUCGAAAUAUACGAUUCUGUCGAGUAUUACAGGAGUGUUCAUUUCGGGAUAAGCGAGAUACUCAGGAGCAUAGCAAUAGGCCAGGUUGACGUGAACGAGUUGGAUUGGCUUAUAAGCGAUAUUAGCGAUAGGAUACGACGGCUAACCCGCGAUUUGCUCAAUAUCAGGUCGAGCAGGGGCGGGCGUGCCAGGAAUGGCGAGCGGCACGCGUGGAGGAGAUACGGAGCAGAGAGAGACAGCACGGAAGAUGUUGUAUACCGCUAUGGUACCGACCAUUACUGGUCUGACCAGAACACGAGCGGUGGUGGACCUGUCGAGCGUUUCUACGACAGGAACGGGUUCCGCACCGCAGAUGACAUCAAUAACUACGCGCUUGAUCACGAGCUGGAUGACAUAAUCGAUGAGAUAUUUGUUUCGGCAAAGGUGGCAACCAGCCCUGUGAGCAGCAAGUACAUAAAGGCACUGCAGAUAUCCGGGGCAAAAGACCGAGGAAAGUGUAUGAUCUGUCUGAGCACGUACAGAAAGGAGGAAUGUGGUGUUGAACUGAGCUGCAGCCACUUCUUUCACAAGAGGUGCUGUAUAAAGUGGAUGAGGAUGCAGAAUACCUGUCCGAUUUGCAGAGAUGAGAUUGAGAAGUAAUACAUGGUUAGCAAGCACUGAUGUAUUUGAACGUACUACGGCAUGCCGAUCGUUACCCUGUAAAAAGUGCACCCGUAUGGCGUGUGUAGGUAAAAUUUAC